Cataglyphis hispanica is the source of this 636-nucleotide messenger RNA. It is a transcript of the gene Ccdc56, whose product is annotated as cytochrome c oxidase assembly factor 3, mitochondrial. The coding region runs from base 248 to 538 and encodes 96 amino acids. Gene Ontology annotation, cellular component: mitochondrial inner membrane. The record is from RefSeq and is a predicted model, not a curated record. The transcript is spliced from 3 exons. Gene Ontology annotation, biological process: mitochondrial respiratory chain complex IV assembly. Lineage: Eukaryota; Metazoa; Arthropoda; Insecta; Hymenoptera; Formicidae.
UUCUUACUUCUAGAACCAACAAGUCAACGUCGAGUAUUGACAAGACGAUGCUCAACGGUUGUGCAACAGCGGUGUCUGCUGAACACAUUCAUCGUACUCUGAUGUUUGAUUGUGAAUUGCACAAUGUGUAAAGGAAUCUAAAACGAGCUUGUUUUUUAAUCAUCUUGUGACCAAUCCAGGAUUCAAUUGGCAAGAAGUGGAAACCGAUACCUUCACCAUAAUUUAUUAAAAACAAUAGUGUCUGGAAAUGGGAAUGGAUAGUCAACUUGAACAAAAUCAAAAUAUGCCAAAAGUUGACUUGUUAAAAGACGCAGGAAAACUCAAAUUUACAGAUGUAGUAUACAUGAAACGCCUAGAGGAGCAAAAUCUGCAAAGAGCAAAAAGGGUACAAGGAUAUCGCAAAUCUAAUAAUCGCUUGGCUUUUGCCUUAAGCCUUGGUGUCAUUGGGAUUUAUACAUAUACAAUAUAUUCGGUUAAGCAGGAAAAAUUCUUAGAUGAUUUUGAAGAGCCAGAAAAGAGUAUCGAGAAGCGUGCAUAAAAUAAUUUAGUUUUGAAUAAAACAAUUUCUAGCUUACACUAAAAACUUUAUGUUUGCAUAAGCUUGUAUAUAAUAGAUUAAAGAGUUCUGAAACAAUA